GAAAGGAGUUCACAAGUUUUGCAUGUAUCUUACGUUUUGCUCUGGAGGACACUGCUUGUGCCAGUGGAAGGACUUUCUGUCUGGCGCUUGCACCAACUUGGUGCCAUUGCAAUGGUGGUGGCGCAGACACUUUCAAAAAAGUACUGACCGCUAGUAUCUACAUACUACAGAGCAGCUGGGAGGCGGGGGUCAUUGGCAUCAGCAUAUUUUCGUUGCAAGCCUUCAUUCGCUGGCGUGUCCAGCAACUACUUACUGUACCAUUGCAAAAGUGACACACUGCUAGUCGCAUGCUGGAGCAACGGAGUGAAGCAUCGAGCAGGAGGGAUGGCAUCGACCUCCUGUUUCCGCCCGCAGGCUCUUUCAUUAGGGAAGGCGGACCUUCUUGGGGCUAAGGUCCUAGACAUUGAGCUUGGCGAGCCAUUGAGUGGUAGAAUGCAGGCUGUGCGUAGACUCUUGACAAAGACUCGUCGACUAGCACACCUCUCACUGCCCUGCCGUUUGAGAGCAGAGUCGUUUUCUGGCUCCACAGCAAGGGCUGCUCACAAAGCCCCUACCGCGUCCACAGCAUUGAAUGUGUCGGAAGACACGUCGCCGGCUCCUUCAAAACAGCUAUCCGCUGCCGAAAGGAGGCGCCGACGAAAGUUAGCGGACGGUGACUUCUCAGAUGAGUCUGCAAGGCCAGCGUCACCUUAUUCGGAGCCCAGGCAGGAGGAUUCCUCAGCAACCACCAGCGCUAGCCCCCAAGUAGCAAGCAUAUCAGAUUCGGGAACGUCCGAAAGAGAACGUCAAAACAAAAUCGGCCAAUUUAGCAGAGCGGUAGCCAGGGACGCCGUAGCUUCUGGCGCACGGCAAGAGCGCCCAGCGUACAGAAAUAGAGAAAGUUCUCCCUUGGGAGAGUUGGGCAGAAACGGUGGUGUGGAAUCCGGCGCUCAUCCCGUGCGGAGACAAUUUACGGCGGGCGAGGCGAGGGCGCGGCAGUUCAGCGAUGCGGUUCGAUUUCUGAAUAAGGACACAGGCAGGCCUGCACCCCCUCGAAAGCCGCUGGUGCAGCCCGUGAUCGUUUCCAGGGGGGUGCUUCCUGACCUUUGGGAGGGCCCCAACGGAACGGCGAUUUUGGUCGACAAGCCGCUGGAGUGGUCAUCGCACCAAGCGUGCCAACGGCUGAAGUUCCAGCUAAAGCUAAAGAAGAUUGGGCAUGCCGGGACUCUAGAUCCGAUGGCAAGCGGCCUUCUCAUCCUAGUUGCGGGGCCUGCGACCAAGCUGAUGGAGGUGUACCAGGCACAGACCAAAAAGUACUCGGGGACUAUCCGGCUAGGAGAGACCACGCCCUCGCUGGACAUUGAAACGGAGGUCGAAGAGCGGUUCCCGUGGGAGCACGUCACGGAUGACGUCAUCGCUUCAACGCCCGAGAGUUUUCUGGGUGACAUCAUGCAAGUGCCGCCCAUCUACUCGGCUCUCCAGGUCGGGGGCGAGCGGUUGUACAAGAAAGCGCGCAGGGGGGAGACGAUGGAGAUCGCAGCUCGGCCGAUCACCAUCGAAGGCCUGCGACUGUGGAGGGACGAGGAGGUCAGGCAGCACGUGCACUUCGAGGUUGUCUGCUCCAAGGGCACGUACGUCCGCUCGCUCGCGCGUGACAUCGGCGCGUCUAUGGGCACUGGGGCCUAUCUGGUCGCGCUGAGGAGGGAAGCCAUUGGAGAUUUUGACGUAAAAGACGCCUGGGAUAUCGAUGACCUUCUUGCACAGUGGCAAGUCCGACAGGACGAAAUCAGAGACUCUCGCAUCUUUCGAUCAGACGCGCUGCGAACUUCGGAAGAGCCGCCGACUUUGAGUGUUUGACGAGGGAAGCGUUAGCAAAUUCGUUCCUAAUUGAGUUUAUAACAAUGACGGUAAAACAUUCUUAAGACGGCCAAUCGCGGAGCUUCAAGAAAUGACCCGUGUGAGGUUCCCAGUAAGUGCACGAGAGUUCUAGCUUGAUUGACCAAGUCAAACAUAGCAUGC
Molecule: messenger RNA, 1998 nt
Organism: Klebsormidium nitens
Lineage: Eukaryota; Viridiplantae; Streptophyta; Klebsormidiophyceae; Klebsormidiales; Klebsormidiaceae
Source: the annotation of a GenBank genome assembly